Messenger RNA from Pelagomonas calceolata, 1324 nucleotides. Lineage: Eukaryota; Pelagophyceae; Pelagomonadales; Pelagomonadaceae. The record is from the annotation of a GenBank genome assembly.
CACGCACGAGCUCGGUGCCUUCGAAAGAGCAUUGCGCAGCACUAAGCGCGCUUUCCGUCGUCCAGGCAUCGCCUGCAUACCCCAGCGCUCGCAAGCUUUAAGCAGAAUGCUUAAAGGCCUCGCUCUGGCAUGCGUCACAGCAGUCACAGCCGUCAGUGCCGAAAAAAUUCCCGUCGUGCUCGUCGCCGACGUCGGCAUCGACGACGCCGCGGCAUUGCUGUGGCUGCUGCGCUCGCCGUCGAUCGAGCUGCUGGGCAUCGCCUCGUCCUUCGGCUGCCACGGCGACGUCAGGCAGACCGCAGCGAACGCGAAGCGAUUAUUAAGGGCGGCGGGCGCGCCGUGCGUGCCCGUGCACGUUGGUAGUAGAGUCGCGUUCGGGAAUUGGGCGCCGAACGACGACGAUGGCAAGUACAUCCACGGCGCGGACGGCCUCGGGGACGUCCCACCUCUUGAUGGAGAGGCGGAUGUAGUGACGUGCGACCGAGACGUCGACGAAAGCCUGAGUUCCGCGGAGUUCAUCGCGCAGACAGUUAGAGAGAGACCGGGCGAGGUCACGAUCAUCGUCACGUCGCCGGCCACGAAUCUAGCAUUAGCCGUUGUCUUGGAGCCUCAACUCCCAGAACUAGUGAAACAAGUACUAAUUAUGGGCGGCGCCGUCGACCACCCGGGCAACGUCUCGCCGUUAGCCGAGGCGAACUUCGCCCACGAUUCAAGAGCGGCCAAGGUCGUCGUCGACGCCUUCUCGUCGGAGGAUGGAGAGCGAUUGGUCAUAGCGCCGCUCGACGUGACGAUGCGGGCCAUGGCCACGGUGCAACAGAUGCAACAGUUGACAAAGGCUGGCAUUGGCGGUUCCUUGCUAGCAGAGGCCUGGCGCCGGUACACGACGAACUACUGCCAGGUUUUGAAGUUCUGCGGCGCUCAUGCUGCGGUGCACGACGCGCACCCCGUCGCGUAUCUGCUGCAUCCUUCUUUGUAUGCGAACGGCACGCGUGUUGAGCCUGUGGAGAUCAUGGUCACGGAGCCCCUGCAUCCCUCGAACGGCCACUCACUUGUGGAUAGGAGACAAUUAGCGAAGGAGGGCAUCGUCGACGACCGCACGGGCGACGUGACCGGUUUCCAAAAGCCGCGGGCGACGGUGCUCGUGGACGUCGACGGCGACGCGUUCCUGAGGGCGUUCUUCGACACCGUACUGGGGCGCGCGUGAGUUGGCGUCAGGCGCCGUCGACGCGGCGUGGAGGUUGGGCCCGGCCAUCGCGACACCGCGAGCGUGUCAUUCCCCACGCCGUCGACGCGACGCGAUAUGUGUUAAUCUUGUCUAUAGUAG